AUGGCAAAAAAAAUCUUAGAGAAGUUAGAUACUCUGGAUGAGCAAGCAAAGACACUCUUGGCCAUAAGAGCAAAGAAAAACUGCCUUCAGAGUGAAGUAAAGAAAAAGAUUUCAGCGAUACCCCUGACAUUUGAUUUUCAGUUGGAAUUUGAAAAGGAUAUUGCUACUUCCAUAUCUGAGGCAGAAUCAAAGAUCACAAAAGACAGAUCAUAUGGCAUUAAAAAAACAAAAAGAUAUGUCUCCUUCAAAAAUAUGCCUGAACCUAAAAAGAGUGAUUUUGAAAAGUCAAAUUUAAGACCACAGUUUGUACCAACAAAAAUAAAAAUUCAAGAAAUCAAGUCAAUAGAGCCAGUAGAAGAAUAUCUAAAAUCAAAAUCUAUUAGAUCUUUUCAUUAUCUUAAGGAUACAACUGAGGCGGAACAUGCUAAGCCCUUCCAUGAACUGUAUUCACAGCAUAGACAACAACAAUGUAGAAGAACAUUGGGUUCUACAAUCUUUUCUCCAGUACCCAGCAUUCAGUCUAAUGCUUAUAAGAAUGAAAAAGACUCUAUUUACAGUACAAAAGAAAAUAAAUCCAUCAGAAAUGAUCAAUUAAAUGAGUAUUCAGUAAGAAAGAAAAGCUUGCUCCCCUUGUGCUUUGAGGAUGAACUGAAAAAGCCAAAUGCCAAGAUAAUCGACAUUAGUCCAGCAAAGACAGCAACUUCUUACACGGAACAAAAUGAUACAAAUCCCAUAAUCUUCCAUGAGACUGGAUAUGUACAAAUGUUACUUUUGACAAAAAAUAGGCUUCCUCCCCAUUCUAUGGAAAAUGGAAGUGGUUACCCAUAUAAAAGAUCAAAUAUUGUUUUAGAAAGAAAUUGUGAAAUGCUCAAAUCUGUAGCUAGAGGUCAAUCUAUUACUCCUUCCAAACCCAAAAGAACUCUGCCUACAACACAGAAGAAAGCUAUACAAGCAGUAUCUUUUGAAGUAAGCCAUAGAGUUGUAGAUGAUAAACUAAGGAAGAAAACUAGCAAGCAGACAUUUGAAAACAUAUCUUGGAAUAAACUCUAUAACUUUCCACAGACUUUUUCCAGCCUAACAAAAAAAUUUGUGGGUUUCCUUGAUAAAACUGUUAUUCAAGAAAUGAGUGCUAAAACUGGCAAAUUUGAAAAAAUGUUUUCUACAGUAAAACCAAUGAGCAAAUUGAGUGCCUCACCUGUCAAAUAUUGCUCAAAGCCUUCAAAAAAUAUACUCAAAGUCCAUAAAAUAAAUAAUGUAACACCACUGGAUGAUUUGUUAAACUUGUCAAGUAAAAAUUAA
Molecule: messenger RNA, 1299 nt
Organism: Balaenoptera acutorostrata (minke whale)
Lineage: Eukaryota; Metazoa; Chordata; Mammalia; Artiodactyla; Balaenopteridae
Gene: C1H1orf141
Product: chromosome 1 C1orf141 homolog
Exons: 7
Coding region: 1-1299 (432 amino acids)
Source: RefSeq, a predicted model, not a curated record